Cryptococcus deneoformans JEC21 is the source of this 6056-nucleotide messenger RNA. RefSeq lists its product as hypothetical. Bases 171 to 5933 code for a protein of 1920 amino acids. Gene Ontology annotation, molecular function: ATP hydrolysis activity; ATP binding; histone binding. The transcript has 6 exons. Gene Ontology annotation, cellular component: Swr1 complex. The record is from RefSeq and is a predicted model, not a curated record. NCBI's taxonomy places the organism in Eukaryota, Fungi, Basidiomycota, Tremellomycetes, Tremellales, Cryptococcaceae.
CUUUCAUCUCCAGAAAUCACCUAGACACCCUGUGGUAUUUUCUGCCCAUAUACUACGUGCUGAUACGAUACUCCUUUUUUUUUCCGCUCUCGAGACAGCCCACAACUCGAUCUAUGCCUCUUGCGUGACAUCAAAACUUAGCCAUUCGCGUGAAGUGGAGGUAAUUCGCCAUGAGCAAUGAAUCGUCACAAUUAGCAGCGUCGUCUCGGUUGCCGACAACUACAAAUCAAGUGAAAACAGUCAUUACCGAUACGCCGUUCGUGUCUACAGCUUUGGAAGAGCGUCGAUCUCGAAGUCUUCGUGCUCGACCUUCGUUGUCGAGUCCUUCUAUGGGCAUCCCGUCUACAACUCAUCCAAACGGGCAUGCGACUCAGAGCAAAGGCAUGGAGGCUAUUAGCCAAGGUCUUAGACAAGAGGCUGUGAUUGUCAGGCGAGAAAAACGAAUUACAGAAAAGGAGAGAGAGCUCAAAGAAGUGGUUGAAAGUCAUGAUGGGUUGAUCCGAGAAAAGUUUCAUCUGGAAAGAUUCGUGACGCUGUUGGAAGGCUGGAACCCAGAGCAAGCGAAGCUGGAUAAUUCACCGGUUUUCUUACAGUGGAAGGACAGUAAACACAAUCUUCUCAACCUCUUACCUGAUGAGCCCGCUAUCAGCGCUUCUUCACAAGCAGGCCCUUCGCGGCCGAGGUCUUCCUUGCCGUCUCGCACAACUCGUCGAAAGGCACAUGAGCAGUCUGAAUUGCUUGCUCAUGUGGUAGCUCCUGUCGCGAAACCCCCCGCUUUUGCGCCCUCAACGAAAGGAAAGGAAAGAGUCGGUGACGAACUACAUGCAAAGACCAAAGGAAAGGGGAAAGGGCUCGCUGAACAAUCUUUGAUUCCUUCCCCGGCUGAAGGUGCACUUCACACCAAAGGAGGAAAGAGGAAAGUUGGCGACGUCACUACCGACAUGCUUCCACCACCUGUUCCUGAUAAAAGGAGUAGAGGUUCUCGGCGGGCCACAAUGGGUGCGCCUUUGCCGCAAAUCGAUCAAAAUGAGGAAGUCGGCUUGGAUUCGCAGGCUACUCAUGGUGGCAAAGCUAAAAGACGAGGACGAAUAUCAUUGCCUGAUUUACCUACAUCGAAGAAGCUACGGACUGCCAAAAGAGCCAGCGCCGUUUCGAGCGAAAGUGCAUCACCGGUGGUUGAAGCGCCUACAUUAGAGCGAUUAGCUUCUCCAUCUCCACUAUCGACACCGGUACCUCUCCCAACCUUCGCGCACCUUCCUUUCCCCCCAGCCCCUCAUCGUAUAAGGAAGAGAAUUGUGGGUCCGCGUACCAUCCGCUACACGGAUCCUUCUCAACGACCUCCUGCUCCCAAAUACGGCGGCGAUAUCACUCCCAUAAUAGAAUCCUACGUUAAUAUCAACGAUACAGGGCCUCCGCCGGAAAUGAAAACGCUUGAAGCCCGCGCCAAGAAAGAAGGCUAUCUUUUGGCCCGUGUCAUGUAUCUGAAGAGCCAUGGUCGACUCCAACGCUUAGUUGACGAGGAGGAUGGAUCGAACUUGUUCUCUACUACCACUACAUCAAAUUCCCAUGCCAAGAUCAUCAGGAUACCACCCCGUAAAACUGAUUAUCAUGAUACAUUGAUAGCGCAUAUGGUCCAGGUUCGUAAUGCCAUGCUUAAUGUGGCAAAAUCAAAGCCGGUAACGUGUAAAAAGGUGGCAAGAAUGGUCCAGGCGUAUUGGGAAAAUAUUGAAGGCAAGGAAGAAAGAGAACGACUUGCGGAGGAAAAAGAAAGGAGGAGGAUGGGGAAAGAGAUAAUUAAGUCGUUGAGGAAGCGAUGGGCGUUGGCAGUCAAGGUCGUGAGGGCUAAGAUCCUGGAGGCCCAAAAGCAAGAACAAGAUCGCCUCGGCAAAGAGCAUCUUCAGAACAUCUUGCAGCGAAGUACCGGUCUUCUCGAAGCCCAAAUUCAGGGUUCAAAUGACAGCGGGGAAGAAGAGGGCGAAGAUAGCACAUCUGAUAACACAGAUGAUAGCGAGGGGGAUGACGAAACUAACACCUUACUACCACUCACCUCUAUAUCUCCCGAACCUGUAAUCGGUGACGAUGAGGAAGAUGUUGACGUGCAUGAUGAUGAUGACGAGCAACAGGGAGAAGAAGAUACUUCACAUAAGGAAGACGAAAGUGAUGCUUCCGACACUGAAAGUGACGAGAACAGUAUGUCUGAGCAUAAUCAGGAUCUGCGAUUUCUUAUAUCAGAUGAUGUCCUCAACGAAGAUCCAAUGUCGACAGGCCGCUUUGCUGAGGAAGAUCGAGGGAGCUCUGACACUGAACAACUUACGGACAAUAAGAAUGACGGUGAAGAGCCCAAAGAGACGGCGGUACAGGCUGCCUUCGACGGCUCCGAUGAUGUAAACAGAUUAGAGGAGCCACAUAAUCCAGUGUCAUCAACUGCCAACAUUGGAAAUUUUGCUCUUUUGGAGUCCUCAAGCGCCGAAGUUUCUGAUGCCUCGUGUCCUGCGACAAUGCCAAUCCUUGUCCGUCAGUCCCCUAAAACAUGCUCCCAACCACGCACACGCAAAGUCAAAUUAUCUACCCUUUCGCUUUCAUCUGAUCCUGAUCCUGACAUCAACGACCCUGAGUUUAAAGCUCGACUGGAAGAUAGUAAUCAGGAUGAUCAGGAUGAGGAGCUGGAUCUGGAAAUGGAAGAGGCAGACAGCGCGGGGAGAGAGAGUGGCGAAGGGAAUCGCGAUAGCGAAGAUGAGGGUCUAUUAGCCGAUGCGGAUCUUCCUAUCGAGGUUUUGCUAAGAAGAUAUGGUUAUCCAGUACCUGAAGGUGAGGGUGCAGUCAAUGGUGAACCAGAACAGAGCGAAAGCAAGGGGCGCGAACAGGCUGCGCCAACUUCAACUGUUUCUGAGACCCUUCCAUCAACAAAACUGAGCUUGGCACAACCGGCGAAUCAGACGGACCAGUCUCUCACAGACACAGCUCUUCCUGAGCCUCGCGUGCCUGAGCAGCUAAUCAUCAGCGGUAAGCGACAGCGUCGAAAGAAGGAGAUCUGGACUCCGGACGACUCGGAACCUCAACAUUUAGUUGGCAAAAAGAGAAUUAAGAAAGUGGAGAUCGUGGAAAAGGUAGAGGCUGAUGUUCACCAGAAUGGGGAUGGCCUCGUCAUUGUAGAGGAAGAAACAAUGGGUGACGAAGAUAAUGAUGACUCAAAGGUGGGGCAGGAAGAGGAAGAUGGACACGAAUAUGACAGUGAAGAGGAAUAUGAUGAAGAUGAAGAUGAGGAAGAAGAAGGCGCUAAGGAAGAUAAUGUAGAUUGGGAUGACCGUCAAGAUAAGGAGGGGGAUAUUGGCCCCCGAGUUCGACAACCCUUCCUGUUGAGAGGAACACUUAGGCCUUAUCAACAGGCAGGCUUAGAAUGGCUUGCAAGCCUUUGGUCUAACAACAUGAACGGGAUUCUGGCCGAUGAAAUGGGCCUUGGCAAAACUAUCCAGACAAUCGCUCUUCUAGGUCACCUUGCUUGUGAUAAAGGCGUUUGGGGUCAACACCUUAUCAUCGUUCCUACCUCCGUUAUUCUCAAUUGGGAGAUGGAGUUCAAAAAGUUCCUGCCUGGUAUGAAGGUACUCACCUAUUACGGAAACCAGAAAGAACGCAAAGAGAAGCGUGUGGGAUGGCACACCGAAAAUACCUGGCAAGUUUGCAUAACGUCAUACCAGAUUGUCCUUGCGGAUCAGCACAUCUUCAGAAGAAAAAACUGGUGUUAUAUGAUAUUGGACGAAGCGCAUAACAUCAAGAACUUCAGAAGUCAAAGAUGGCAAACACUCUUGGGUUUUAAAGCACAAAGACGACUGCUCCUGACAGGGACACCACUUCAAAAUAAUCUUAUGGAGCUAUGGAGUCUUCUUUACUUUCUGAUGCCUGGCGGAAUUGGAGCAGAUGCGACAGCAGUCGUCGGUUUUGCCAAUCACAAAGAAUUUAUGGAAUGGUUCUCUAACCCUAUGGACAAAGCCAUCGAAACAGGCGAUGCCAUGGAUGAAGAAACCUUGGAAACUGUUGCCAAACUCCAUACUCUUCUCAGGCCUUUCAUUCUUCGUCGACUCAAAUCCGAGGUCGAAACACAACUUCCAGGGAAAUUCGAGCAUGUCGUCUAUUGUCGCCUGUCUAAGCGUCAGCGUUUCCUGUAUGAUGAGUUCAUGUCUCGUGCCUCCACUCACGAGGCACUCACUACCGGGGGUUACCUCGGUGUAAUGAAUACCCUUAUGCAAUUGAGAAAGGUAUGCAAUCACCCCGAUCUCUUCGAGAUGAGGCCUGUAAAAACGAGUUUUGCUAUGGAUAACGUGGCAAGGGACUUUGAGCCGAGCGAUAUCCUCAUUAGAAAGCGGCUGUUGGCGGAAGAGGAUGAAAGAAGGAUCGAUGCCCUUGCAAUAGGUUUCGGAGUAGCCCAUAACGAAGCAAUGUCUGGAUGGGUAGCUAGAGCAAGACAAACAUAUGACGCCUCGGACAAACUACCUUAUGCUGCCUCGCCAUUAAGACGGGGGAAGCUCUCGGCACCGCCACCCAAAGACACUAGGAGUGUAGAACUUUGGCUCAAGUAUCGCGUCUGGGCUGAAGAAGAAUUUAGUAAAAGACGCUGGGAAAGUAUCCGAGCAACUAAUCGACAAAGAUGCGGGAUAUCUCCCAUCUACGGCUCAACCUUUUUGUCUUUACUUGGCAACCUUCCAAACUUCUUGCUUCCGCAAGACGUUCAAUCUCGGCGAGAAGAGACGUUUGCCGAUUUUACUCCACCCGCAGCCAAAUUCAUCACCUCACUGCCCGAAAGAGCCAAGUCUUUAGAGGAUGUUAUUGACCGCUUUGCUGUCAUACCUCCCAAUGCAGUCGCCCGUAAUCUCGCUACUUAUGCUCUUCCCGGAUUAGAACCCAUUUCCCACCCUGCCCUGACAGAUCCAGCCUUCGACACUCUCCAUCGAUCGUCGGUCAAGCUCCAAAUUGCCUUUCCUGACGCCAGUCUUCUUCAGUAUGAUUGCGGUAAACUGCAAAAACUCUUCGAGAUGCUGCGUGACCUCAAAUCUGAAGGACAUAGGGUGUUGAUUUUCACUCAGAUGACUCGCGUUCUCGAUAUCCUCGAAAUGUUCCUGUCACACAACGGUCAUCGAUAUCUCCGACUUGAUGGCAGCACAAAGAUCGAGGACCGACAAGUCUUGACAGAAAGAUUCAAUUCCGAUUCCCGCAUCUUCGUAUUCAUUGCCUCGAGUCGAUCCGGUGGGGUAGGCAUCAACCUUACAGGUGCAGACACUGUCUUUUUCUACGACUCCGACUGGAAUCCCUCAAUGGACAGACAAUGUAUGGAUCGGGCGCAUCGAAUUGGUCAGACAAGGGAAGUCCAUAUCUAUCGCUUUGUCAGCAGUCACACAGUGGAAGAAAACAUGUUGAGAAAGGCGGAGCAGAAAAGGCUCUUGGAUAAAAUGGUCAUCCAAGAAGGUGGUUUCAAUAAUGAUUGGUGGGGAAGAGUGGGAUGGAAAGAUAUGUUUGGGGACGUACCAGGCAUUACAGAUGUCUCAGGGGUUGUGGAGAAAAGUGGGGAGGGUAUUAUAGACAUUCAGGUCGAAGGGACUCCGGUGGCUGAAGAUGUAGAGGUUACAAGACCUCGUGCGGGAGAAGAGCGGGAGCUAGCGAGGGCUCUGGCUGAAGUGGAAGAUGAGGAGGAUGCGCAAGCUGCGCGGAUGGCACAGGGUGAAGGCGAGCUAGAUCUGCAAGAGUUUGAGGAGGGGCCAAAGGCGGUUGCGAAACGAGUAAGAGUCUUUGAGCCUGAGAACAGCGGUACCCCCGUAACGACAGAGGCUGGGGAAACCGGCGAUGUGGUUGAGGAAUAUGAUGACGAGCCCGGCAGCGUAGAAGAGUACAUGCUGAAAUGGGUGGAAGAGGACUGGGACUAUUUUUCGCCCUACAGAGCUUAACGUUCGAUAUGCAGUACAGUAUAUCUUUAAUGAUUACAUGCCAAGCGCCCAGUAAAAUGCAUGAUAUGAAGAGAUAAUAUUACAACAAUCCGCCUUGAAUUCCAUUGCUCAAUGCCUACUAUU